AUGGCCUUCCUGCCGCCGCUGGUAGACUCAGUCACCCCCAUGGCACUUGGCCUGGCCUGGAAGCUGCAGCUGGCAUGCGCUCAGGACUACAGCCUCAGGGAGCUGAGUGGCCUGCAGGGAGCCCCCCUUCCUCUCCUCUCCCUGCUGCAGGUCUGCAACGAAGUUCAGCAGCAUCAACUGAAGCCCUCUACCAGAGAGCGCAUACGUCUACAGAAGAAAUUCCAGAAGCAAUUUGGAGUGAGGCAAAAAUGGGACCAAAAAUCACAGAAGCCCCGAGAUUCUUCAGUCGAAGUGCGCAGUGACUGGGAGGUAAAAGAGGAAAUGGACUUUCCUCAGUUAAUGAAGAUGCGCUACUUGGAAGUUUCAGAGCCAGGUGACCAUGCCACCGCUUUUGCAGACCUCCUGACAGUGAGUGAGACAGCCAACGAGCCCCCUCAGGAUGAAGGCAAUUCUUUCAACUCACCUCGCAACCUGGCUAUGGAAGCAACCUAUAUCAACCACAAUUUCUCUCAGCAGUGCUUGAGAAUGGGGAAGGAACGAUACAACUUCCCCAACCCGAACCCGUUUGUGGAGGAUGACAUGGAUAAGAAUGAAAUUGCCUCCGUUGCAUACCGUUACCGCAGGUGGAAGCUUGGCGACGACAUUGACCUGAUUGUCCGCUGCGAGCAUGAUGGUGUCAUGACUGGAGCCAACGGGGAGGUGUCCUUCCUCAACAUCAAGACCCUCAACGAAUGGGAUUCCAGGCACUGUAACGGCGUUGACUGGCGUCAGAAACUGGACUCGCAGAGAGGUGCCGUCAUUGCCACGGAGCUGAAGAACAACAGCUACAAGCUGGCCCGGUGGACCUGCUGUGCUUUGCUGGCCGGAUCUGAGUACCUCAAGCUUGGCUAUGUGUCCCGGUACCAUGUGAAAGACUCCUCGCGCCACGUGAUCCUGGGUACCCAGCAGUUCAAGCCCAAUGAGUUUGCUAGCCAGAUCAACCUGAGCGUAGAGAACGCCUGGGGCAUCCUGCGCUGCGUCAUUGACAUCUGCAUGAAGCUGGAGGAGGGCAAGUACCUCAUCCUUAAGGACCCCAACAAGCAGGUCAUCCGUGUCUACAGCCUGCCGGACGGCACCUUCAGCUCUGAUGAGGAUGAUGAAGAGGAGGAGGAGGAGGAGGAAGAAGAAGGGCCAGGUUGGUUACUGGAAAUAGUCCUGUGCUCAGAAACCGUCAGUAACAGCCUGCUGCCCACGAUCCAGGCACAGCCUAGGCUCAAGGCCCUCCUCACCUUAUGA
Messenger RNA from Trichechus manatus latirostris (Florida manatee), 1275 nucleotides. It is a transcript of the gene EIF3D, whose product is annotated as eukaryotic translation initiation factor 3 subunit D. Gene Ontology annotation, biological process: translational initiation. Gene Ontology annotation, molecular function: translation initiation factor activity. The record is from RefSeq and is a predicted model, not a curated record. Lineage: Eukaryota; Metazoa; Chordata; Mammalia; Sirenia; Trichechidae. The transcript has 11 exons. The coding region runs from base 1 to 1275 and encodes 424 amino acids. Gene Ontology annotation, cellular component: cytoplasm; eukaryotic translation initiation factor 3 complex.